Messenger RNA from Pongo pygmaeus (Bornean orangutan), 1363 nucleotides. RefSeq names its product zinc finger protein 581 (gene ZNF581). Lineage: Eukaryota; Metazoa; Chordata; Mammalia; Primates; Hominidae. Gene Ontology annotation, biological process: regulation of transcription by RNA polymerase II. Bases 314 to 907 code for a protein of 197 amino acids. The transcript is spliced from 2 exons. The record is from RefSeq and is a predicted model, not a curated record. Gene Ontology annotation, molecular function: DNA-binding transcription factor activity, RNA polymerase II-specific; RNA polymerase II cis-regulatory region sequence-specific DNA binding.
GGGCAGGCGCCGGAGGGGGCUGUUCUGGAGCUUGGAGGGGGCGAGAACUUACACAGAAAGGCCCAGAAAGCGAGGGCUGCGGCCCCGGGGGUGGAACCCCGGAGAGCGCUGGGACCUAGAACGAGCCUGGUGGUGGCCAGGCGAGGACUGGAGAGAACCUGAGGUGGGUGGACGGGUGGGAGCACGGAGUUGUUCAGACACGUGGCUGGAGAGAGGGCCGGAACCUGGGGGUCCUAACGUCGGGGCCCCUGUGAAUAGGCUUGGCUUGUAUGGAGGGGAUCAGGAAAGGCUUGGGCCUCAGCCAGCCCUCCGGAUGCUGGUGCUGCCAUCCCCCUGCCCUCAGCCUCUGGCAUUUUCCUCCGUUGAGACCAUGGAGGGCCCUCCCCGUCGGACAUGCCGCUCCCCAGAACCUGGACCUUCCUCCUCCAUCGGAUCUCCCCAGGCUUCAUCUCCUCCAAGGCCCAACCACUACCUGCUUAUUGACACUCAGGGUGUCCCCUACACAGUGCUGGUGGACGAGGAGUCACAGAGGGAGCCAGGGGCCAGUGGGGCUCCAGGCCAGAAAAAGUGCUACAGCUGCCCCGUGUGCUCAAGGGUCUUCGAGUACAUGUCCUACCUUCAGCGACACAGCAUCACCCACUCGGAGGUAAAGCCCUUCGAGUGUGACAUCUGUGGGAAGGCAUUCAAGCGCGCCAGCCACUUGGCACGGCACCAUUCCAUUCACCUGGCAGGUGGUGGGCGGCCCCACGGCUGCCCGCUCUGCCCUCGCCGCUUCCGGGAUGCGGGUGAGCUGGCCCAACACAGCCGGGUGCACUCUGGGGAACGCCCGUUUCAGUGUCCACACUGCCCUCGCCGCUUUAUGGAGCAGAACACACUGCAGAAACACACACGCUGGAAGCAUCCAUGAGCUGGGCUGCCAGGUGCCCCAGGUACCACAGGACUUUGCAGGGAGCCUGGACUCCUGUCUAGACACCUCGUGAGAGCCUGAGGCUGGUGUUCAGGGCCCUGGACAGAGACACAGAGCAGCCGCAUCUCAAAGGCAGAGCCCUGUCUGAAGGAGGAAUCCGUGAGUAAUCUUCAGGUCCUCCGUGUUUUGGAGCUGAGAUGGGAAUGAGCCCCUACACAGAAUGGAGUCCUCUAGCCUAAAGAUACCAGCUGUUCCAUGGCAGAGCCUUGACUGGAUGGGAGUGGGGAGUGUGGUGUGUAAAGUCUCUGGCCUCAUAAAAGGUGGCUGUGGGUCAUCAGGAAUCUGCCAUCUUCCUGAGGCUUCUGCGCUGUUGUUGGGGAAGGGACCCCAGUCCUGCCUUCCACCCCCCAACCAGGCCUGAGACUGAUCAAACAAUAAACACGUUUCCCACUCUGA